AUGCGACCGGCGAGGUGCUCCGCCGCUACGCCGACUCUACACACCAACCACGGCUCAGUUCCUCGCAGUGCCUUCGAACCGACACGCGUGCCUUACACACCGGUCUCUAUACGACUUACUUCUCAGGCUUCUUUUAGAACUUGUGUAACGAGUGCGAGCUAUGGCGCGGUCUCCGAGGAGGAUCGCAGCACACCGUCGCAGCAGGAGCCGAUCCCGGGAGAUUACGAGGCUGAGGACGCAGCUAAAUGG
Molecule: messenger RNA, 249 nt
Organism: Brenthis ino (lesser marbled fritillary)
Lineage: Eukaryota; Metazoa; Arthropoda; Insecta; Lepidoptera; Nymphalidae
Source: the annotation of a GenBank genome assembly